This is a messenger RNA of Musa acuminata subsp. malaccensis (wild Malaysian banana), 2368 nucleotides long. Its product is annotated as CO(2)-response secreted protease-like. Lineage: Eukaryota; Viridiplantae; Streptophyta; Magnoliopsida; Zingiberales; Musaceae. Gene Ontology annotation, biological process: proteolysis. Gene Ontology annotation, molecular function: serine-type endopeptidase activity. The record is from RefSeq and is a predicted model, not a curated record.
AAAUGCAUCCCUCCCCUGCUUGAGCAACUUUGAUCCUGUCAUCUGCCAUGGCCGCACUCCUCUUGCAGUUCCUCUUCCUUUUUCUCACCUCUCUCUGUGUGUCUGCUAUCUCAAACCAGGCUCCAGAGCCUUAUGUGGUCUACAUGGGAGGCAUACCAGAAGGUGGAGACCAAGAAGCUUUGCAAGCAUCUCACCUGCAGAUGCUAUCCUCUGUGAUUCCCAGUGAUGAAGAGGGAAGAGUGUCCCUAACACAAAGUUACCAUCAUGCAUUCAUGGGGUUCUCAGCCAUGCUUACCGAGACAGAAGCUGCUUCAUUAUCUGGCUACGACGGGGUGGUGUCGGUUUUCCGUGACCGGAUUCUUCGUCUUCACACCACACGCUCUUGGGAUUUCUUGGAGGCAGAAUCCGGCAUUGGAUCGGAGCGACUCCAUGAUAGAUCCUCUAAUGAUGUCAUAAUUGGCAUCAUUGAUACUGGGAUAUGGCCAGAAUCACCUAGUUUCAGUGAUGCUGGGAUGGGGAAGAUACCUUCAAGAUGGAAAGGGACUUGCAUGGAAGGAUCUGAUUUCAAGAAGCCAGACUGCAACAGGAAGCUGAUAGGUGCAAGAUACUACACCAGCCAAGCUGAAUCAAUCCGACCUGCAACUAACGGAUCCCACACGAUCAAAGUGAAUGGCUUUGGAUCAGCAAGGGAUUCUGUAGGCCAUGGCACACACACUGCAUCCACAGCAGCUGGCACAGUGGUGCAAAAUGCCAGUUACUAUGGCAUUGCGCAAGGGGAAGCCAAAGGAGGCUCUCCUUCAAGUAAACUUGCCAUCUACAAGGCAUGCUCACUCGGCGGGUGUGCCAGCUCGACGGUGUUGAAAGCGAUCGACGACGCCAUCGAUGACGGCGUCGACGUGAUCUCGAUAUCGAUCGGAAUGAGCUCCGCGUUCCAGACAGAUUUCCUCAGUGACCCCAUUGCUAUCGGUGCAUUCCAUGCCAACCAGAGAGGCGUGAUGGUCGUCUGUUCGGGUGGAAAUGAUGGACCUGAUCCUUACACUGUGGUGAAUUCAGCUCCAUGGAUCCUCACAGUUGCAGCUUCCAGCAUUGACAGGACUUUCCAAUCACAAAUCGUUCUUGGUAAUGGAAGCAUAUUGAAGGGAUUCGCUAUAAACUUCUCCAAUCUCAGUAGCUCAGAUUCAUUUCCCCUUGUGUUUGGUGGAGAUGUAGCAGCAGAGUCUACACCAGUAUCAGAAGCAAGCAACUGCUAUCCUGGAUCACUUGAUGCUGAUAAGACUGCCGGGAAGAUCAUAGUAUGCGUCGGCACCGAUCCAACCGUGACAAGAAGAGUGAAGAAGCUGGUGGCUCAAGGAGCCAGAGCUAAAGGGCUGAUCCUGAUUGAUGAGGAUGAGAAAGGAGUGCCUUUUGAUUCCGGCAGCUUCCCAUUCUCAGAGGUUGGAAAUGAUGUUGGAGCUCAGAUACUCGAGUACAUGAACUCCACCAAAAAGCCUUCUGCUGUCAUUCUGCCAGCUGAGGAUGCGAAGGAGUUCAAACCAGCACCAAUUGUGGCAUACUUCUCAGCCAGGGGUCCUGGAGGGCUCACUGAAGCCAUUCUUAAGCCUGAUGUGAUGGCUCCAGGGGUCAGCAUUGUUGCAGCAUCAAUUCCUUCAUCUGACAUUGGAGAUGUUCCAGUAGGAAAGAAACCAUCAAGCUUUGCCAUCAAGUCAGGCACCUCAAUGGCUUGCCCUCAUGUGGCUGGUGCAGCUGCCUUUAUCAAAUCAUCUCAUCCAAGAUGGUCUCCUUCAAUGAUAAGAUCAGCACUCAUGACAACAGCUACCAUUACCAACAACCUCGGGAAGCCCCUCACAAGCAACUCAGGAGCCAAUGCAAGCUUCCAUGACAUGGGGGCAGGGGAAAUAAGCCCACUUAGAGCUCUGAGUCCAGGACUGGUGUUUGAGACCACCACAGAAGACUACCUGAGAUUUCUCUGCUACUAUGGGUACAAGGAUCAAGUCAUCAGGUCCGUCAUCACUGGCACCAACUUUAGCUGCCCACCUGACCCCACACAAGACCUCAUAUCCAACAUCAAUUACCCCUCCAUCUCCAUUGCCAAGCUUGAAGGCAAGCAGACACUGGUGAAGGUGAGCAGGACAGUGACCAAUGUUGGACCGGCAAACUCAACCUACACUGCUGCUGUGGACGCUCCAAGUGGCUUCGUGGUCAAAGUCUCACCUGAGAGACUGGCUUUCACCAAGAGAUGGAUGAAGGCCUCUUAUGAGGUAUCUUUUGGUGCGUACGAUGCAAGCCGGGGGUAUGGAUAUGGGUCGAUCACAUGGUCGGAUGGGGCCCACACAGUUCGCAAUGGUUUUGCAGUGAAUGCUAUGUGAUC